Penicillium mononematosum is the source of this 1239-nucleotide messenger RNA. RefSeq names its product putative aspartate transaminase. Gene Ontology annotation, molecular function: pyridoxal phosphate binding; L-aspartate:2-oxoglutarate transaminase activity. Gene Ontology annotation, cellular component: cytosol. The transcript has 4 exons. Gene Ontology annotation, biological process: L-aspartate biosynthetic process. NCBI's taxonomy places the organism in Eukaryota, Fungi, Ascomycota, Eurotiomycetes, Eurotiales, Aspergillaceae. Bases 1 to 1239 code for a protein of 412 amino acids. The record is from RefSeq and is a predicted model, not a curated record.
AUGAGCAAAAUCGACACCCGUCUUAAUGUCUCCCCAGUGCCUCCGGAUGAGAUCUUCGCCCUGAACGGAGCCUACGCAGUCGAUCCCCACCCGCAGAAAGUUAGCUUGGGCGUGGGUGUCUACCGGACAGAUGAUGGAAAGCCAUGGCCCCUUCCCGUCGUGCAAAAGGCCGAGAAGGAGCUGGUGGUAGACGACGACCUCUUCCGCCAUGAAUACACUGCGAUCGAGGGCGAUGUGCCUUUCCUGAGGAAUUGCGCGGGAUCUGAUGGCAAGCAGGGCGAAGAAGAGGCCAAGGCACGCAUUGGUUCCGUGCAGACCGUCGCCGGCACCGGUGCCAACCAUCUUGGCGCCCUGUUCCUUGCUCACCACAUGAAGCCCCCCACCGUCUGGCUGUCCAACCCAUCCUGGGCCAACCACCAGACCAUUUGGGAGCUGGCCGGAGUGCCCCGCAAGACAUACCCGUACUACCAUGCUGCAACCCGGUCCUUCGACUUUGAGGGCAUGAUGUCCUCCCUCGAGUCCGAGGCGCAGGAGGGCGAUGUUGUGCUGCUGCACGCCUGCGCGCACAACCCAACCGGCCUGGAUCCCAACAAGGAGCAGUGGGUUGCCAUCGCUGACCUUUGCGAGCGCAAGAAGCUCUUCCCCUUCUUUGACUCAGCCUACCAGGGCUUCGCCUCGGGCUCUGUUGAGGAGGACGCUUGGGCCGUCCGCUACUUCUUCAACAACAAGCCGGACAUGGAGAUGUGUGUGGCACAGAGCUUCUCCAAGAACUUCGGCCUGUACGGCCAGCGCGUUGGUGCGUUCCACUACUGUACCAACCGCGCCUCAACCACCCUGCGCGACAUCGUUGUGAACAACCUAUGCCACCUGAUCCGUGGCGAGUUCUCCAUGGGCCCGCGUGUUGGCUGCAGCAUCGUUAAGAAGGUUCUUACCAGCGAGGAGCUUACUGCCGACUGGCACCAGGACUUGCAGGUCAUGAGCUCGCGCAUCAAGACCAUGCGUAAGGCUCUGUACAAUGAGUUGGUCCGUCUGCAGACUCCGGGCACUUGGGAGCACAUCAUCCAGCAGAAUGGCAUGUUCUCUUACACUGGCCUUACCCCCAAGCAAGUCUACGCCUUGAAGGACAAAUACCACAUUUACCUGCUUAAGUCAGGCCGAGCAUCUAUCAGCGGCUUGAGCCAAAAAAACGUCGCCUACGUCGCACAGGCGAUUGACGAUGUCAUUCGCAACGAGAACUAA